This is a messenger RNA of Clunio marinus, 2032 nucleotides long. The record is from the annotation of a GenBank genome assembly. Lineage: Eukaryota; Metazoa; Arthropoda; Insecta; Diptera; Chironomidae.
ACACCCAACAACAACAAAUCGCUGGCAGCCAAUUGUAUAGAUAAAUGAAAUAUUUUUAUAAAAUUAGUGUUUAUUAUUAAAUAUAUUAGACUAUCAGACUAUGUUAUCGCGUAAGAGUAAAGACAAGACUUCCAAAACAGGGUUGGCUGGAAAAUAUAUCAAAAAAGAUACUUCAAAUCCAGAAAUAAAGCUGGUGAAUGUCUGGACAAAUGAACAAAAUAAGAAUACAAAACCAAAAAUUCGUCAAUCUACACCGUUUGAUGAUCAACCAUCAUCAAGUAAGAUAAAAAUAAAUGGAUUGGGAAAUAGCCAGGAAAGAGAUGAAUUUUCUCAAGGAAAAUUCACUCAAAAUCCGUCGACUUCUAGUAUAAAUUUGCCAAUCUUGUUUGGAAAUAUGCAAUUAAGUGAUCAAAGCAGUGUUCAUCAACCAUCAGUUGAGCCAAUACGACGUAUUUCUAAUCAAUCACACACAUCACUUGCUCCUUUUCAAAAUGUUCAUCUUCAAAAUAGUCACGGAAAUUAUGUUGAUAUUGAUGCAAUUGAUUCAAUCUUAUCAGAAAACGACAAUUUCCAUCACUUUGCUGCUACAAAUCAGUAUGAAAGAAAUUCAAGUGAAAAUCGUAUGCAAUCAAUGGUGGACAUAGGCAUGACAUCACCAAUCUAUGAAAAUCAACCAACAGGAGUCAACCGAUCUGAGUCGCCGAUUUAUAGUAAUACUCACAGUCAAUCUGGACCGGCAUUAUAUCCAAAGUCACAAAAUAUCUACUCGAAUCUUCCAGCAGUCACUUCUGGUCCAUCAACGUCGGGCUAUGCUAAUAUUCAACAACACAAUCAUGGAGUUCUUGCUACAAUGCAUCAGCAAUCAGUAAUGCCAGCUGACGAGCUUCCGCUCCCACCUGGAUGGUCAGUCGACUACACACUCCGAAACCGAAGAAAAUAUUACAUCGAUCACAAUACUCAAACAACGCAUUGGUCUCAUCCAUUAGAACGUGAAGGGAUGCCGUUGUUUUGGCAGCGUAUUGAAAAUCAACAAGGCGUUUAUUACUACAAUUACAUCACAAGACAAGCACAACUUCACCAUCCUUACUUGACAGCGUACUACUUGCCAUCAGCUCAUCAAGCACCACCAUUCGUCCCACAUCAUGAAUACUUUUCACCUCAAAGCAGUGCACUCGUUCCAGCUAAUCCACUGUUAAACGUUGAGGUUCCAAAGUGGAUAAGAAUCUACUGUCGGUCUUCCAAUGAAAAAGAUCACAUAAUUAAAUUCGAUUUGUUUAAACUAAAUCAACUUGUUCAUUUCAACGAGAUGAUAACGAAAUUAUUUAAAGAGGAAAAUCAUAACAUUGUUCUGAAAUACGAGUCGCAAAGAAUUGCAAUCAUAUACGAGAUGGAAAAGCGAAAACGAGGACAACGUCAACAACACUUUAUGUAUCUUGAAAAGCUUAACACUGAUUCAUCUGUUUAAGAAAUUCUUUUAUUAUCAUCAAAUAUUCAUUUUAACGCGUAAAAUUUGUGAUAAUAAUUAAGUUCCUUUUUUUAUAAAAUAUCUACAUAAAUUAAUGUGCCUUGCAAAUUAUAAAGAAAACUAUUCAUUCAAACUAACGUUGUUUUCUUGUUCUACCUUAACUUCUGUAACUAAAUCAUUUUCAUCAAUAUGGUCAAAUAUUUUAGUAUUGUCAACUUCAUAAGUAUCUUUCAACGAUAAACCAGAAAAUGAAUAAACUUUUGCAUGUUCCAUACCAAACAUUCUCGAGAAUUGUACAGCUGGUCUAGAAUUAUCUGUUUCUACUCCAUGAUGUUUGGCCCAAUCAGCUUUUCCAUUGUAAAUUUGAUAACACACGAAUCCAAAAGCAUUCCAUGCUAAAAAUCCAUAUGCUAAACUCAAAUUACGCUUCCAUCUAUAUGCAACGUUAUGUUCAAUUGGUUUUGUGUUUCUACGUAAGAACCUCCGAACAAAUCCAAACAUAAUUUCUUAAUAUUUGGACUUUUCUUUAUUUUUGUUCUUAUUUUUUCUUACGACAAUAACAAACAA